AUGAACUCUGCAUACGUCCGUCAGGCCUUUCGUUCUUCUACGGCUUCACUGUCGUCGAGAACAAUCGGUCGCUCCUCACGAGAUGCGCUGUCAUCUCACCGUCGACGAAUAGUACUAGGCACACGACAGUACUCUGAUGACAAAGCUCCUGCUACAGAGCAAAAGACGGAGGCGGAUGAGGUAGAAACCGACAAGACAGAAGUCACACCGGAGACUGAGUUGCUCAAAACCAUCAAAGCAAAAGAAGCCGAAACCGCGGAUUUAAAGAGUCGGUUACAGUACCUGCAAGCAGACUUUUUGAACCUGCAACGCAAUGCUGCUCGUGAAAAAGAGCAGCAACGUGACUUUGCUAUCACCCGUUUUGCCGGUGACCUGUUGGAAACCGUAGAUGUUCUCGCACUCGCCCUCAAGUCCGUACCAGAGGAUGUUCUUGCCCAGUCAGACUCUCCCUCCCCAGACUCAUCAUCACCCAAUUCAAAAUCCGUCCAAACCUACCUUAAGGAACUGCAUCAGGGCGUCGAUAUGACCCACCGUCUACUACUUUCUACACUCUUCAAAUAUCACGUCAAACCAUUUGACCCUACCGGUGAUAAAUUUGAUCCUAAUCAACACGAAGCGUUGUAUCAAGCUCCGAUACCCGGAAAGGAACCUGGCACUAUAUUAGAGUGCCAGAAAACCGGGUACACGAUUAAAGAUCGACUAUUGCGGGCGGCGCAGGUUGGCGUCGUGCAGGACACAUCAUGA
This is a messenger RNA of Suillus clintonianus, 744 nucleotides long. RefSeq names its product GrpE-domain-containing protein. Bases 1 to 744 code for a protein of 247 amino acids. Lineage: Eukaryota; Fungi; Basidiomycota; Agaricomycetes; Boletales; Suillaceae. Gene Ontology annotation, biological process: protein import into mitochondrial matrix; protein folding. Gene Ontology annotation, molecular function: protein homodimerization activity; protein-folding chaperone binding; adenyl-nucleotide exchange factor activity. Gene Ontology annotation, cellular component: PAM complex, Tim23 associated import motor. The record is from RefSeq and is a predicted model, not a curated record. The transcript is spliced from 2 exons.